Haliotis rufescens (red abalone) is the source of this 3726-nucleotide messenger RNA. Its product is annotated as valine--tRNA ligase-like. Lineage: Eukaryota; Metazoa; Mollusca; Gastropoda; Lepetellida; Haliotidae. Gene Ontology annotation, biological process: valyl-tRNA aminoacylation. Gene Ontology annotation, cellular component: cytosol. Gene Ontology annotation, molecular function: valine-tRNA ligase activity; aminoacyl-tRNA deacylase activity; ATP binding. The record is from RefSeq and is a predicted model, not a curated record. The transcript has 25 exons. Bases 31 to 3078 code for a protein of 1015 amino acids.
UGCUGCUCAGAGUUUGUACAUGUUGACAAAAUGGCAGCCUCCUGGUGUCACAUGCGAUUUUUCUAUCAAAGAUAUGGCCUAAAAAUAUACAAGGGACAUCGGAUUCAUGCAUCGAGUGCAUCGAAAAGCUAUACGGCCUAUUCAACGACUACUGGUAGCAGAAACCCAGAGCAUACAUCUUCCAGAGUGUCUUCUCACCCAGGAGAGAAGAAAGAUGUUUCUGGCCCCCUCCCUCCCACCUACACCCCGGAGUAUGUGGAGUCAGGGUGGUACGAGUGGUGGGUACAGCAAGAAUUCUUCACCCCACAGGCACAGGGACUGGUUGGAGGGAAGGAGCCCCCGUUCGUGAUGGUCCUCCCACCCCCCAAUGUGACUGGAACACUCCACCUGGGACACGCCCUCACUUGCUCUAUACAAGAUGCUAUCAUCAGAUGGAAUCGGAUGCAGGGGAGGGAGACGCUGUGGGUGCCGGGAUGCGACCAUGCUGGGAUUGCAACGCAGGUAGUUGUGGAGAGGAAGCUGCAACAGGAACGUCAGCAAUCUCGACAUGACCUUGGCCGCGACAGCUUUGUGGAGGAAGUGUGGAAAUGGAAGAAUGAAAAAGGGGAGAUAAUCUACGAGCAGAUGAAGAGACUUGGUUCCUCCCUGGAUUGGAGCAGAGCUUCUUUCACCAUGGACAAUAAAUUAUCUGAUGCUGUGGUUGAAGCUUUCGUUCGAUUGCACGAAGAGGGACUUAUAUACAGGAGAAACCGUCUGGUCAACUGGUCGUGUGCCUUACGCUCAGCCAUAUCAGAUAUAGAGGUGGACAGUGUUGCUGUUUCAGGAAGAACCCUGAUGACGGUGCCAGGAUAUGACCGCAAGAUUCCCUUCGGAGUUCUCACGUCAUUUGCUUACCCAGUCAGUGAGAAAGAUGGUGAGGUUGUUGUAUCGACAACACGCCUGGAGACCAUGCUAGGAGAUGUUGCUGUGGCCGUCCACCCCAAUGACAGCCGGUACCGUCACCUACAUGGCUGUCAUGUGAGACACCCCGUCACAAAUCAACUCCUGCCCAUCCUGCUGGAUGACUUUGUAGAUAUGGAGUUUGGAACGGGUGCAGUGAAGAUAACUCCAGGGCAUGACCACACAGACUUCCAGGUCGGCGAGAGGCAUGACCUGGACAAACCGACUAUCUUCACUGAUGACGGUCACAUGGUGAAUGUCACAGAGCCAUUCAAUGGCAUGAGGAGAUUUGUUGCUCGACAUUAUCUCGCCAAGUUCCUCAAGGAGAAGAAUCUGUUCCGUGGGGAGGAAGAACACAACAUGACUGUGCCCGUGUGUAGUCGGUCCAAAGACAUCGUUGAGCCGAGGCUGAAAGAGCAGUGGUACGUUGACUGUCACCAGAUGGCCAAGAUGGCUGCUGAGGUUGUACAGAGCGGUCAGCUGAAGCUGAUCCCACGGAGCCAUGAGAAGGUCUGGCUGGACUGGCUGCGCGGCAUCAGGGACUGGUGUGUAUCGAGGCAGCUGUGGUGGGGGCACCGGAUUCCCGCCUACCAAGUGACACACCAGGGGGAGACUUUGUGGGUGAGCGGACGAACGGAGGAUGAGGCGAGAAGGAAAGCAGCCAAGAAGCUGGCGGUGACAGAAGGGGAGAUAACUCUGCAACAAGAUGAGGAUGUCCUAGACACCUGGUUCUCCUCCGCAAUCUUCCCCUUCUCCGUACACGGCUGGCCUCGGCAGAAUCCUGACCUAUCUCAUUUCUAUCCCACAAGUCUGAUGGAAACAGGAAGUGACAUCAUAUUUUUCUGGGUGGCACGGAUGGUCAUGAUGGGACUCAAACUGACGAAUCAGCUUCCUUUCCAAGAGGUUCUUCUCCAUGGUAUCCUGCGAGACUCCCAUGGUCGAAAGAUGAGCAAGUCUCUGGGCAAUGUGAUAGACCCUAUGGAUGUUAUACACGGAACCACAUUACAGGGUCUCCAUGACCAGUUGAAGAAAAGUAACCUUGACCCCUCAGAGGUCAAGAAGGCUUAUGAAGGUCAACAGAAGGACUUUCCCCAGGGUAUCCCCGAGUGUGGAGCUGAUGCCCUCAGGUUCACGCUGUGCUCGUACUACUUCAAAUCUGGUGAAAUCAACAUGGACAUCACACAUGCCCGGAACUAUCGACACUUCUGCAACAAAGUGUGGCAGGCAUUCCGUUUUGUGCAGACCAACUUGGGUGCCGACUUUCGUCCAGGGGCUCGCUUUGGGUUCAACGAAACCUUUUCUGCUGUUGACCAGUGGAUUCUCAGUCGACUAAGUCACAUGAUCAAGUCAUGUGAUCUACACUUUGGCACUUAUGAUCUGCAUCAUGUGACAAGGGCACUUCACCAGUUCUGGCUGACGGAAUUUAGCGAUGUAUAUUUAGAGUGUGUGAAGCCAGUGUUCCAGUCCAGGGCCCAUUCUGAGCAGGACAAUGUGCGACACGUGCUGUACCACUGCGUAGACACAUAUUUACGUGCAAUCAGCCCUUUCAUGCCAUUCCUGUCUGAAGAGUUGUUCCAGCGCUUACCAGCAAGGGGAGACAACUGGCCUGUCAGCGUGUGUGUGGCUCAGUAUCCCCAGCCUGAAGAUUACAAGUGGACCAACGCCAGUCUGGACAACACCAUGGCCACAGUGAGGAACAUCGCCUACCACUCUCUGUCUGUCAGGAAGGAGUUGAAUCUGACCAAGACAAGAGCUGCCAAUUUCCUGACGUGUACAGACUCAAGCCAGAGAGGUCAGUUGUCAGACUUCAGACUCAGCCUCCAGACACUGUCCAGGGCUAGUGACUUCAGUGUGAUGUCUGACGGACAGGGAGUGCCAGACGGAUGUCUGCAGAUACAGGUGUCAGACACAUGCAGUCUGGCUGUAGUGCUGAAGGAUGUCAUCAAUCCACAUGAGCAGCUGCCCAAGCUGAGAAACAGAAAGAGCAAAUUUGAGAGCGAUUUGGAGCGUGUGAACAUCGGGAUGAGUCGGACGGAAAACAAACUCGUGACUCAUAAGAUGUUAGAAAAGAGUGGAAAGUUGAAAGCUGAGAUUGAAAAGAUCAAGAUCUAUAUUUCUGCUGUAGAGAAACUACGAUGACAAAACAUGACAAGACCUUGAACAUUCUUACAUCACAUCCUGAAAAAUUAUUUGUGGCAAAACCAGAUUCUCAUGAGUGUCACAGGCUCCAUCUUGAUUAUCAUCCUCAGUUAUCCAGGGUAUUUUAUCCCUACUCAGUCAUGAUAUAAACCCUGGAUGCGUUUGACCCCAGAGCCUUUUAUGGAGUCUGGUUAAAAUGACAUUGGUGGAGAUUACGUGCUCCACUGACCGUCUUGUGCUGUCUCAGAGCUACAGUUAUAUUUACUCAAUAACCAUCAGUGAAAAGCAGUUUUCUUGAUGAUGAAGUUGAUAUCUAUAGAAUUAUAAAGGAUCCAUCAGUUGUUAUUGAUAUAUAGAAGGCCUGUUUAAUAAAUUCUCUAAAUAUUGUAAAUUGAAUGGCCUAAGAACAAAGGACACCAAUUUGUCUGCCAUGUAGUGUCAUGGAAAGAUAUGUAAAUAAAUUGCAAGUGAUUCCAUGUUAUUGAUUUGCUAACAAAGCAAUUAUCAACAAACUGAAAAACUAUAGACCACGCCCUGAGUGGACUGCUGUUUCCUUUAUGCUGAUAAUAGAGUGGGAAUUGCUUUAUUGCACUAUAUGAUGUUGUUGUGUACAUGUUUUGUGUGUUACUGAUUAAAUAAUGAAAUCUA